AUGGAUCAGAAAUCCACUCUCGAAGACAUCCUACGGAGGCAGGCUGCGAAGGGCCAAGAUUUCACAAAACUGUUGAAGAAAGGAAGCCUGGGGAUACGGCCUGGUAAUUUGGUGGGCAAUGAAGGCGAAGAGGACCUCGAGUUCUGGGAGGAUGGCUCCGAAACCGUGCACACGCCGAUCGAGCAGAAAAGAACAAGCCAACCAGUUCCCAAGCAGGGCUCGGUUGGUACGGAGUGA
Molecule: messenger RNA, 237 nt
Organism: Cladophialophora yegresii CBS 114405
Lineage: Eukaryota; Fungi; Ascomycota; Eurotiomycetes; Chaetothyriales; Herpotrichiellaceae
Exons: 1
Coding region: 1-237 (78 amino acids)
Source: RefSeq, a predicted model, not a curated record